CAAGUUUGAAUAAUAAAUAUAAUUCCACUCCGCCAUAUCUCUUAACUAAGUUGGGAGACUAACCAAACAAAGAAGAGAAAAUUAUCUGCCAUGGCCUCUUCUUGUAUUGUGAAAAUCCUUGAGACUACUGAAAUCAAACCAUCCCCUGAAUUCCCCAACUUUGCCUCUGAAUCCACUUUGCCGCUCACUUUGUUCGACACUUUCUGGUUCCAGAUCCCACCGGUUGAGCGGCUCUUCUUUUACCACCUUAACGACUUAACUCCUGCAGAUUUCAGCUCCGAAAUCCUCCCCAAACUCAAGCACUCUCUUUCUCUAACGCUCCAUCAUUACCUCCCCAUCGCUGGAAGCCUCAAGUGGCCGUCACAUGCCCCCAAACCCUUCAUUUCCUACACUCCAAACAAUGGAGUUUCACUCACGGUUGCCGAGUCUAAUGCAGACUUCCACCGUCUCACCGGCAAUGGAAUCUAUGAAGCUGUUGAGUUACAUCCUUUGAUACCCCACCUGAAAUCCUCAGAUGAUUCAGCAUCAAUUCUAGCUCUUCAAAUAACCCUUUUUCCUGGUAAAGGGUUUUCUAUUGGAAUCACAGCUCACCAUACGGUUCUUGAUGGUAAAACUACAACCAUGUUCAUGAAAUCCUGGGCGUACCUUUGCAAGCAAAGGAACAUACAGAACUCUCAUCAGUUGCCACCAGAACUAACCCCAGUUUUCGAUAGGGACGUUAUCAGAGAUCCCACAGGGUUUGACCUUGAUAUGCUGUAUUUGAAUCAGUGGCUAACAUAUACUAUUAGUAAUAAAAGCUUGAAGGUUUCAACAGACAAAGGAGCAGCUCCUAAUCUAGUUCGAGCCACAGUUACGAUUACUCCGGAAGAUUUCAAGAAAAUGAGGGAAAAGGUAUUCUCUAAAUCACCUGAUACCUCAAAAACACUUCAUUUAUCAACUUUUGCGCUUACGCUUGGUUAUGUAAGUAGUUGCCUAGUCAAAGCAAGAGGUGGAGCAGGUGAUAGAAGCGUGUGUCUUGCAUUUACAGCUGAUUGCAGGUCCCGUUUGGACCCACCUAUCUCAGAAACCUAUUUUGGAAACUGUAAUGUUGUUCUAUCAGAUAUAUCAAAGGCUAGAGGCUACAUGGACUUUGAACAUGGGUUUGCAUUUGGUGCAGAAAAAGUAAGCAAUAUGGUGAAGGGAUUAAAAGAGAAAGGGGUUUUCGAAGGAGCAAAAGAUAUGCUGAGACCCUUUUUCGAAAUGGCUAAAGAGGCAGCAGGAAGUGUACAAGCAAUAACAGUUGCUGGAUCGCCACGAUUUGAUCUUUAUGAAACCGAUUUUGGAUGGGGAAGGGCGUGGAAAGUGGUGGUUGUUUCCAUCGAUAAGAAUGAAGCUAUUUCCAUGGCAGAAAGCAGAGAUGAGAAGAGGGGAAUAGAGGUUGGGUUGGCCUUGAAGAAGCCUGAAAUGGAGAGGCUUCUCAACGUGUUUCUCAAAGACGUUGUUUAACAAGAUAAUCAAGGUGGGAGAAAUAAACUAGAGCCUUUUCUCUGUUUCUCAAAAGUGUUGGUCAUGGACUAGCCAUGGCACAGGGUCAGGUCAAUCCAUUAUUUCUUCACGUUGAUCUGGUGGAUAUCUCUUGUGGUAGUUCUGGCGGCUCAACUACAAACCUCUUCAUCCUUCCAACAACAAAAAAACAAAGCACAAGUCUCUUCAUUCCAUUCCACAUUUAUGUUCCUCAACCUCUUCUAAUUAAUCGAGUUCUGCCUGUCUACGAAUUAUGACAGUCCAUAUAAAUACAUUUUUCAAGUCAUUUAUGUUAUAUAAUAUAUUUAAGUUUUGAAUUAAUAAUUAAUAAAAUUGAUUUCUUUACUGUUA
Gossypium raimondii (Peruvian cotton) is the source of this 1854-nucleotide messenger RNA. Its product is annotated as malonyl-CoA:anthocyanidin 5-O-glucoside-6''-O-malonyltransferase. The record is from RefSeq and is a predicted model, not a curated record. NCBI's taxonomy places the organism in Eukaryota, Viridiplantae, Streptophyta, Magnoliopsida, Malvales, Malvaceae. The coding region runs from base 91 to 1485 and encodes 464 amino acids. The transcript has a single exon.